AUGAUCAUGGCUCUUUCUCUUCGAAUCAUUAUCAAAGCUUUUCUCUUAAUUACCGCCACUGCCUCAUCACCUCCCGGCGGCUUCACCAUCGAAUUAACCCACCGUCACUCUAACUCCUCUUCUUCUCCACUCUCCAGUGACGACGAUGGAUCAUCUCCUUACGCCGAUACCGUCUUUGCUACAACCGAGUAUCUAAUGAAGCUACAAAUCGCUCCCAUCUUCGACCCUACGAAAUCCUCAAGCUACAAAGCCAAAAUAUGCCACGACGGCCCUUGUCCUUACAAGUCUACCUACGCAGACCAAACCUAUUCCAUUGGAACGUUAGCGACCGAGACGGUCACGAUACAGUCCACUUCAGGCCAACCUUUUGUGAUGCCAGAAACCCUAAUCGGUUGUGGCCACAACAACACAGGGCUUGACUCCAAGAGCUCAGGCAUUGUGGGUCUAGGUUUGGGAGCUUCAUCACUCAUCUCUCAGAUGGGAGAAAGAUCCUUAGGUCUUUUCUCUUACUGCUUCACCGGUCAGGGAACGAGCAAGAUCAACUUUGGAGGAAACGCUGUCGUGUCGGGAGAUGGGACAGUAGCAGCCGAUAUGUUUCAAAACAAACAUGGUUUCUAUUACCUAAACCUAGACGCGGUCAGCGUUGGAGAUAACCGCAUCGAGACGUUAGGGACACCGUUUCACGCCUCAGAUGGGAACAUGAUCGUAGACUCUGGAGCCACUUUCACGUACUUGCCCGAUAGCUACUGCAAGAAAGUGAAGGAGGCAGUGGAAAACGUUGUGAGAGCGGAUCGAGUAGCUUCCAUGGGGGACAUGCUUUGCUACAACUCGGACGAUAUAGAGAUGUAUCCGUCGAUCACACUGCAUUUCUCUGGCGGUGCGGAUCUUGUCUUGGAGAAGUACAAUACGUAUAUGAAUAGAGGAGGAAUGUAUUGUCUAGCGAUCAUGUGUGUUGGUCCGACAGAAGACGCUAUAUUUGGUAACAGAGCGCAGAAUAAUUUUUUGGUUGGUUAUGAUCCUUCUUCGAUGGUCGUUUCUUUCAAAGGCCACCGAUUGUUCUGCUCUGUGGAGUUGAAAGAGAUAACAAAUUAA
Microthlaspi erraticum is the source of this 1092-nucleotide messenger RNA. Lineage: Eukaryota; Viridiplantae; Streptophyta; Magnoliopsida; Brassicales; Brassicaceae. The record is from the annotation of a GenBank genome assembly.